Messenger RNA from Portunus trituberculatus (swimming crab), 3202 nucleotides. Its product is annotated as probable phosphatase phospho2. Gene Ontology annotation, molecular function: phosphatase activity. NCBI's taxonomy places the organism in Eukaryota, Metazoa, Arthropoda, Malacostraca, Decapoda, Portunidae. The record is from RefSeq and is a predicted model, not a curated record. The transcript is spliced from 2 exons. Bases 135 to 1028 code for a protein of 297 amino acids.
AUCUACUGUACGACUACUGAGUAUCUACCUACACCUGCCGCCACCAAUGUAAGCGUCGGAAAGUUAGCGACGCAAACACAGCUGGUGGCGUGAGGACUUCCAAUUACAAGUUCCACCGCUCAGCCAGCACGCCCAUGCGGUACUCGGCUACGCGCCUCACAAGUUUAGCCAGAUCCUUAUGCAAAGCAAAUUUGUCCUGGAGCAUCUCCCGCAUCGUUCAGCCUCCGAGAAUGGAAGAAACAAAGAAUGAGAAAAUUCUUCUGGUCUUUGAUUUUGACCACACACUAAUUGACAACAACUGUGACACCUAUAUAUACAAGCUUGCCCCUGGUGGAAAAAUUCCUGAUAGUUUGAAGUCAUUAUAUCGAAAGGAUGGAUGGACACAUUAUAUGGCAGAAAUAUUCAAGUAUUUGCAUGAAAAUGGUAUCUCCAAGGAAGAUAUAUUCAAGUGUUUAAGUGAAAUUCAGCUGACAAAUGGAAUGGAAAAACUAUUAAAUAGUGUGCCCAAAGGAAACAGCGAAUGCAUAAUUAUAUCAGAUGCUAAUUCUGUUUUCAUUGAUCAUAUCCUGAAUAAUUUUGGUGUGCAGCACCAUUUCAGAGAAGUUUUUACAAACCCAGCCAAAUUCAAUGAUGAAGGUUGUCUUACCAUAGAAAUGUAUCACCUUCAAAACUGGUGUACAUUGAGCACAAAAAAUCUGUGUAAGGGACACAUUUUAGCCAACUAUAUAAAAUUACGGGAAAAAGAAAAUGUAACCUUUUCAAGUAUUGGAUAUGUGGGUGAUGGUGUGAAUGACUUUUGCCCAAGCCUGAGACUGCAAGAAUGUGACCUGGUAUUUCCUCGGCGUGGGUACAGUUUGAUGCAGCAUAUUCCAAAAAUGGAGACUGAACAAAAUCUUAAAAUAAAAGCUGAUAUCUGUCCGUGGGAGGUAGGCAAAGACAUCCUGGAUGGAAUAUUGUCACGUUUUGAUAACCUUGGGUCCACAAAGCCUCCUGUGCCAAGGCUUUGCAUUCCUUUUGACGAUUCAUAAGUGAAUUGCUGCUUAUGUUUAGGAAUUUUGUAGAUUGAUUAAGAAAGGGGUAUUUUGUUUAUUUUCCUACGACAUGCUCUGACUCUUGUUGUAGUUACACAAUACAUGUGUAUGAACUUUACAUAUCUCAUCUGCCCACCUUCCCACAACCUCUAAGGACUGUUAACACUUAUUUGAUUUCAGUGUUAUGUGAUGACAUCCACAAUAUCUACUUAACUGUUGUAUGUUCUGCUAUAAUUGCUUUCCGUUUUCUACUGUUGGUUUCACCAUCUAAAGGCACUACUUAAGACCAUCUUUACUCUACUUCACUUAUUCUCUCAUCUCUUGUUCUAUUUCAUGCUUAGAAUGUAUGUAGGUUUUUGGUCUUGACUUACUGUUCAGGUACAUAUCUAUAAGCUGCUACUAUUACUGUAAUUCUCCUACCUUGUUGUACCAAUAUUAUUUUGAUGCUCAUUACUUUUUCUUUAGUUUUAUUGUUCUAUAGUUCCCCUCUUCAUCUACUUUUGUGCAUAGCUUUGUGCCUGAAUUGGAUGUAUUAUAGUAUUGUAAGUUUUCCUAACUUUUCUUUUGUCAACCUACUGUUACCUUCACCAUUUUAUGUCUUCCUUCUUCUUCAAUAAUUAUGUCCAUUAUACUUUAAUGGAAUAUAGCUUUAACUUUCCAAAGCAUUACACUCAACAAUUUUUAAUAUAUCAAGCUGCAUUCAACAAGCUGAUGCCAAUGAAAUUACUAUAUUAAUUAGCAGCUUCCUUUACUUUGUAACCUGAAGAAAGUUCCUUUUCCUUAGUUUUGAGAUAUCAUCUUUUAUUUUACUACUUUGUUUUACUUUCAAUCUGUAAGCAGGCAAUUAACUAAGUUUUUAAUUCAUCCACUCCACUUCUCUUGACUUUUGUUCAGCUUUCAUCCAUUACUGUGGCUGCAAAGAAAUCAUUAUGCUAUAUAUGAAAAAAAAAAAAAAAAUCUAAUGCUGGUCAGUUUUUUUUUCUUUUUUUUUUAUUAUUUUUCACUUGAAUGUCAUCUUUAUUGUUUCUUUUGAGAAACAUAAGUAAGGUUCUUUUUUUAAUGAUAUUUUCAAAAUGAAUAACAUUACUAUUUUUACUCAAUAUAUUAAGUGAAAAUGAAAUAGGGGUUAUUGCUUUCUACAUUAAUCUUAAUUAUCACAAAGGAAAGUGUAAUUCAGCUGAGUAUACUAUUUUUUUUAAAUAUGUAUAAAAUUAUGUACUUAAAGAGUGAUGCUUAAACAUUAAUAUCCCAUUCCUAAACUUACCCAUAGUAAUGUCUUUAGGAACUCAUACUAUUUCCUGGCUCAUACUCUGAGGUGAUGAACAGACUGGGUUAUGAAAGGCAAAUUUCACUGCCUGGAUGAAAUAGCCUUUGUCACAUAGGGAUAACUUGCCAAACUGUAAGGUUACCAGUAUAUGUAACUUAUUUAUUCAAUCUGCUGUAUCUAGUUGUUUCAGCUGUGGUCUCCUCACUUACAGUUGAGCUUCCAUUUCAGAAUGUUGACAUGCUUCACACAUCAUGUUAAGUAUAAUGUAUAUAUGUAGUACUUAUUGUACAGAGGUUUCAGUUUGAAUUUGUCAUGUCUGGAAGUUUUUUUUUUUUUUUUUUUUUUUUUUUUUUUUUUUUUUUUUCCCUAUAAUCACCAUGGAAAAUAGCUAGCAUAGUUAUCUCUAUUGUUAUUUAUUUAGGAAUAAACUGUGUGUCAUGUCACAUAUCAGGAGUUGUUAUAACUAUAUCAUUUUUAUAUCUACAAUCCUAAACUAUAAUUAAAAAACAUGUUAUCAUUUAAAAUAUGGUCCAUAUAUCCCUCUAAUUCUAUAACCUUGUAAUCCUGUCACUAGUUUUUGAGGUAGUAUGUGGUCAUAGUGAUAUCUCUUGGUUAUCUUAUCACUUAAAUUAUUAUCUUAUUAUGGUAGGAUUGAUAUGGUCAAACAUGACAGUGUACCUUUAAAUGGUUGGCUCUUUAUUGUAAAAAACUAAUUGAAAUAAUUACUGCUAUAUAUAAAAAGUGAAAACUUACAUAUAAGCAUUGUAGUGACUUAAAUAUUCUUCAUGUAGUGGAACUGAUUAAUUGACAAAAGUUUUCUUCUUGAUAAACUGGAUAUUAUAUUGUUCUGAAAGCUAUCUUUGGUACAAAUAUGAUACUUAAUAAAGAAGUGGCAAAAUUUGAA